Molecule: messenger RNA, 1977 nt
Organism: Neospora caninum
Lineage: Eukaryota; Apicomplexa; Conoidasida; Eucoccidiorida; Sarcocystidae
Product: putative vacuolar protein sorting-associated protein
Exons: 12
Coding region: 1-1977 (658 amino acids)
Biological process (GO): intracellular protein transport; vesicle-mediated transport
Cellular component (GO): Golgi membrane
Source: RefSeq, a predicted model, not a curated record
AUGGCGGGGUCCUGCACAGACCUCGUUGUGCUCGUGGGCCAGCACAUUCGGGCAAUCCUUGAGCGAGUUCCGGGGGCAAAAGUUCUUCUUCUUGACCAAGAGACGACGGGCAUUGUCUCCACGGCCGUCUCUCAGUCAGACAUUCUUCAGAAAGAGGUUUUCCUGGUCGAUCGCAUCGACGCUCUCCCUCGAGGCCGCUUCGAGCACCUCAGCUGCGUUUGCUUUCUCCGGCCAACAAAUGAAAACCUUUUGCUUCUUCUGCAACUCCUUCAUCAACAGAGUCGGCGUCCCAACGCAGGCGGCGACGCGCAGAACGGAGUCCCGUUGACAGAAGAUCCGUCGAGGAGACAGCCGGACCCCGUCGCUCGGUUCAAGGAUAUCUAUCUUUUCUUUACGUCCUCCGUUCACCAGCAGCCGCAACUUCUCCAGCGUUUGGCGAAGCAAGAUGAAGCAGACAAAAUUGUGCAGGUGGAGGAGUUCUACGUCGACCUGUAUGCGCUGGACCCCCACGUUUUCACUCUCAACAUCUUGGCCAUUGCGCCGCUGCAUGCCCAGGACCUAUCGCUGUGGACGCCGUACGAAGAGUCGCUUUUUCAAAGGAUGCUGGACGGCCUCUUCUCGUGCGUCGCUCUCCUUCGCAUCUUCCCGCUCGUUCGCUUCCAGUCCAACAGCGUCGUCAGCAAGCGACUUGCUGCGGCGAUUCAGAUGCGCCUAUCCGAGAAUGCCGACCUUCUCGACAAAAGGCCCCAAGGAUCCUUGCCCGGGCGAGCAGCAGAUGCGUCAGCAGGGAGCUCGUCGAACGGCGGAAGUAGACUGAUCCUUCUGAUUGUCGAUCGCCGCGAGGACCCGGUCACUCCUUUGCUGAAUCAGUGGACCUACAGAGCUAUGCUUCACGAGCUGAUUGGGAUUCAAAACAACCGUGUGGACAUGCGGCGCAUCCCCGGCACGACAGAAGACCUCCUGGACAUUGUCAUGAGUCCAAUGCAAGAUAAAUUCUACCGUGACAAUCUUGAUUCCAACUUUGGAGAUCUCGGCCUCAACGUCCAGAAGUACGUUCGCGAGUAUCAGUCCAAGACGGAGUCGACAGGACAACUGGAGUCUGUGGAAGACAUGCAGCGAUUCGUGGACGCCUAUCCGGAAGUCCGAAAACUAGCAGGCAAUGUGUCGAAACAUGUCGCGGUCAUCCACGCUCUGUCCAAGAUCGUGAGUGACCGGGCGCUCCUCGACGUCUCGUCGCUCGAACAAGAAAUUGCGUGCAAAGAGGCGCGCAGCGAUCACUUUGCCCAAGUGGCCGAUGUCAUUCGCAACGACCGAAUCAGCAACAUGGACAAACUUCGUCUGGUUCUCCUCGUCGCUCUCAGAUACGAAGGAGACCCGCGAAUUCACGAGCUGACGGAGGGGCUGAGACGUGCGGGAAUUGAGGAGGAAGAAAUUCUUCUCGUCCGCGCGAUGACGCAGUACGCGGGAAGACACGCCCGGAGUGCAGAUCUGUUCUCGAAUCGAAAUUUCCUAGCUGUGGCCAAGAAUACCAUACAGCGCGGUUUGAAGGGAACAUCGAAUGUGUACACGCAGCACAGGUCCCUUCUCUGGUUCACUGUUGAAAGUCUCAUCAGAGGUCGUUUAUCCACGGACCACUACCCCGUAUCGCCUCCGGUGGAGUACGGCGCAGCUGCCUCGGCUCCACACCUCCUUCAGCCGUCUCGCGAAAAGCCGCAAACGGUGGUGGUGUUCAUGGUGGGCGGCACAACAUUCGAAGAGGCGCGGGACAUGGCCGAGCUGUCGAAGCAGACCGGCUGUACGAUUCUGCUAGGCGGAUCGACUGUUCACAAUUCUCGCUCCUUUCUCGCCGACCUUUCGCAGCUGAUCAAGGGCCAGGGUUUGCAAGUCCUUCCCCCCCUCGCUUCUUCCUGGAGGGGCCGGGCGCAGGACGGCGACUUGCGACGAGGCGCGGGUGUCGAGUUGCAGGGAAUUUCUUGA